AUGGGAGGCUUCACAGCCCAGCAACCGCCCUUAUUGCGGCUGCCCCCAGAGCUCCGCAACACCAUCUGGGCCAUGGUCGCCGAGCCUCUCCCCGUCGACUUUGAUUUCAACUGCGACGAGCAGCCCGUGAUGGGCCUCCUUAACACCUGCAAGCAGACAGCCAAAGAACUGGCGCCGCACUUGUUCCCCCGCAACAAGUCGGACGAGGUACCAUGCCUCACGAUCCGCAUUACAGCAACUUGUCGAAAAGACCAGUGGAUCACCAUUGCAUCUUCGCAUAGCUCCCACAGCACAGAUUUUCCGGCGCCGCGCUACCUUCACAUCAACAACAUGGACAACCCCGUGUUCGACGAGCUCCGGGGCGCAGCCAAGAUCAACAACGUCUUUGUCGAGUUUCGAGGACCGUGGUUCCCAGUCGACGCGCCGUGGUACUCCCCACAACAUGUCCCUAGGAAUACGGGCGAUUUCCGUUUCAUGAUGCUUAACAAUGAUCACCAAGGUGAACCUACCUAUGACAGCGAAAAGUUCUGGCGCCAGUGGCAGGUUCCAUUCCUCUGUCAUUGGGCAAAGGCCCACGACGUGGCACAUUUCCUCGGUUCCCUCAACAUAGGAAAUCUCGACAUCCAGUUCAUCGACUGGAAUAAGAAAUGGGCCAUGGUGAGACAGCGUAUCCUGCCCUUGUACUGGGAUGCCUUUCCGUUCGGAGGGAAAUGGAAGCGCGUUGGCGUCCCGGAACUGCUUCUCGCACCCUUCAAUCGCGCAGAGAACAUUCCAAAACUGGUCGACGAGCAGAAAGUAGUCACGCGAUUUGGACCAUUGAAUCUCAGCAGGCCGCGAAAAAAUGAGCUUCUGCGCUGCUACCCUCGUCCGGAAGUUCCUCUUGUUCUUACUUGGUUACGUUCGGACCGACCUCUACCUCUGUUCUUUUACCAUAGCAACCCCUGCACCCUCUCCGGAGCUGAACCUUUGGUGGUGGACUUUGAGGAUUUAGGGUACCGCUUUCUGUCGCUGCUGGAAGAGCUGGGGGAGGAACACUACGAUACAUGGGCGUUGCAGCAACACCGAGAGGCUACGCGCAAUACGUCGGCAGACAACUUCUUUCAACGGACCGUGGGCCGAGUGUAUCAAGAUGAUUCACCUACCGGUCAAUCGUAA
Molecule: messenger RNA, 1155 nt
Organism: Colletotrichum orchidophilum
Lineage: Eukaryota; Fungi; Ascomycota; Sordariomycetes; Glomerellales; Glomerellaceae
Exons: 2
Coding region: 1-1155 (384 amino acids)
Source: RefSeq, a predicted model, not a curated record